Molecule: messenger RNA, 1659 nt
Organism: Megalops cyprinoides (Indo-Pacific tarpon)
Lineage: Eukaryota; Metazoa; Chordata; Actinopteri; Elopiformes; Megalopidae
Product: LIM/homeobox protein Lhx2
Exons: 7
Coding region: 455-1651 (398 amino acids)
Biological process (GO): regulation of transcription by RNA polymerase II; neuron differentiation
Cellular component (GO): nucleus
Molecular function (GO): RNA polymerase II transcription regulatory region sequence-specific DNA binding; DNA-binding transcription factor activity, RNA polymerase II-specific
Source: RefSeq, a predicted model, not a curated record
UUGACUCUGACUAGCGCAGCGAAGGGGGAUCAGAGCUGGCAUUUAAAAGCACAAUCAUUGUUUGAGAAAGAAAAAAAGCGGACAACAACAACAAAGCCGUCGAUAUGAAACGUACGAACAAUAUACAUAUCCAGAAUAAAGAAAAAAAAUAUGUAUAUACGUGAAACAGGGUAUGUGAUAUUUCUAUGACAAAAUUCCCCGGCAAUCAAGAGAAGAAAUUAAUGUUUACGACUGGAAAGUAAUAACGACAGAACCAGUUAUCUCUAAAAAAAAAAAGAAAAAAGAAAGAAAGAAAAACGAUUUUUUAAAAGUGCUCCACCAAUGUUUCGCAAAAUGUGGUAACCCCUGAAUACUUACGAAGAUACUGGAGGAAUCCGUCACAGAUUUCUGCAGCUGGAUUCUCAAUUGCUGAUCUGAAGAAAACACGUGUAAUUUCCUCCCUUCCGCCGCAGCGAUGCUUUUCCACGGCCUCCCCGGAGGCGAAAUGCAUGGUGUCAUGGACGAAAUGGACCGGAGAGGGAAAAGCGAUUCAGCGGGGAUCAGCUCGGCCAUAGAUAUGGGGGAAACCGAAACGAACAUGCCCUCCAUCAGCAGCGACCGCGUGGCUCUGUGCGCCGGCUGCGGCGGGAAGAUCUCCGACCGCUACUACCUGCUGGCGGUCGACAAACAGUGGCACAUGCGCUGUCUCAAAUGCUGCGAGUGUAAGCUCAACCUGGAGUCCGAGCUCACCUGCUUCAGCAAAGACGGCAGCAUUUAUUGCAAAGAAGACUAUUACAGGAGAUUCUCCGUGCAGAGAUGUGCCAGGUGCCAUCUCGGGAUUUCGGCAUCAGAGAUGGUGAUGCGCGCGAGGGAUUUGGUGUAUCACUUGAACUGUUUCACCUGCACGACCUGCAACAAAAUGCUGACUACCGGAGACCACUUCGGCAUGAAGGACAGCUUGGUGUACUGCCGGCUACACUUUGAAACUCUCAUACAGGGGGAAUAUCAGGCACAUUUCAAUCAUGCGGAUGUAGCUUCUAACAAAGGAGGGGGACUAGGCACGGCGAACUCGCUGGGACUCUCCUACUAUAACGGCGUGGGCACGGUGCAGAAGGGGCGGCCGAGGAAACGAAAAAGUCCCGGACCUGGAGCAGACCUCGCAGCAUACAACGCAGCUCUGAGCUGUAAUGAGAAUGACGGGGAUCAUCUGGACCGAGACUCGCAGUACAGCUCCAGCCAGAAGACCAAGCGCAUGAGGACCUCCUUCAAGCACCACCAGCUGAGAACCAUGAAGUCCUACUUCGCUAUCAACCACAACCCCGACGCCAAGGACCUCAAACAGCUGGCUCAGAAAACAGGCCUGACCAAACGUGUGCUGCAGGUCUGGUUCCAGAACGCCCGUGCCAAAUUUCGCCGGAACCUUCUGCGUCAGGAGAACACCAGCGUGGACAAGGCCUCGGACGGGUCGACACUGCAGGGGGGCACACCCUCUGGCCCCGCCUCCGAAAUCUCCAAUGCCUCCAUGAGCCCCUCCAGCACCCCGACCACCCUCACAGACCUGACCAACCCCACCAUGCCAACGGUCACCUCGGUGCUGACCUCCGUGCCCGGCAGCCUGGACGUCCACGAAUGCAGGAGCCCCCCUCAGACGACCCUCACUAGCCUCUUCUGAUGACACCC